Messenger RNA from Cladophialophora immunda, 2599 nucleotides. RefSeq lists its product as uncharacterized. The coding region runs from base 242 to 1399 and encodes 385 amino acids. Gene Ontology annotation, cellular component: endoplasmic reticulum; membrane. The record is from RefSeq and is a predicted model, not a curated record. Lineage: Eukaryota; Fungi; Ascomycota; Eurotiomycetes; Chaetothyriales; Herpotrichiellaceae. Gene Ontology annotation, biological process: lipid homeostasis. The transcript has 3 exons.
CAACAAUUUCCGCCUGUUUGUGCGUCAUUCCUUCCUCAUUCGCUGCGUCCGGCACCAGCGAGCCAGAUGCGCAAUGCCACUUGUUUGAUUCCAACCUGGACAAAUUGCUGGCUUCCCUCCCUAUUCUUCACUUUCAUUGAGCUCCCAAGCAACCUACAUCAUUUCUCCUAGACUCGCCCGACAGGGAAUCUUCUUGCGAUUGCAUAGUCUCCAUCGCCCACACCAUCCAUCUCUCUGAACGAUGCUAGAUCCUCUACCGCCUCCUCCAUCGUGGCUCGUUGACCUGGCGAAACCCUUCAGCGAGGCUCUCCAUCUCCCUUCUCUGCCGUAUCAUAUCCACGAAGUCCUGGGCGCCUUUAUCCUCUACCAGACGACCCAGUCCAUUGUCUCGCCCGUUCUCUCGAACUUCCUCUUCCCCAACAUCUAUCCGAAGCUCACGCGACGCACUCGCGUUAACUGGGAUGUGCACGUGGUGUCUCUGCUCCAGUCGUGCGUGAUCAAUACUGCGGCGUUAUGGGUGAUGUUCAAGGAUCAAGAGCGGAAGGAUAUGCAAGGGAGUGCAAUUGAGCGGAUAUAUGGGUACACAGGCGCAUCUGGGCUCAUUCAAGGUCUGGCGACGGGAUACUUCGUCUGGGAUCUUGUCGUGAGUGCGCGUUACCUCAAGAUUUUUGGGCCGGGAAUCCUGGCCCAUGCUAUCACCGCGCUAUCGGUGUUUGCCCUAGGAUUUAGACCAUUUUGCAAUUAUUAUGGCCCAGUGUUUAUUCUCUACGAGCUGUCGACCCCGUUCCUCAACAUCCAUUGGUUCUGUGACAAGCUCAACAUGACCGGGUCUCAGCUGCAAUGGUACAACGGCAUGAUCCUUCUCUCGGUGUUCUUUGGCUGCCGUUUGAUCUGGGGCACCUACCAAUCGUUGCGAGUAUAUCAAGAUGUUUGGCACACGAUGCACCUGAACAUCCAAUCGGGUCCAGUUCUUCGAGAGAUUCAUACUUCUGCACACUCUUCGAUAUUUGUGCCCCGAGAUGGCCAACUCUGUUUGGGUGACAAGAGCUGCAUUAUAGCUCAAUCCGAAGUCAUGCAGUUUACAGGGUCGCAGACCGAAUCUGUCCCGGUCUGGCUGGCGGGAGUGUAUCUGACCUGCAAUCUGGUACUGAAUUCACUGAACUUUUAUUGGUUCGGCAAGAUGAUUGAGGCUGUGCACAAGCGGUUUGAGGGCAAAACACACGAGGAAUUUCCUCGCGAACGCGAACGAAAGCAAAGUAUGGUGGAGGCCGCCGCAACGGAGCUCGAUUACGAGACUCUCUCUGGACCUAAGACUCCAGAUGAGGAGAAGGAUGAGCCGACCGUUCUGGGGAAGAGCACUGCGCUUUCAGAUGGGUCGGCGGAUGCCAGGAAGCGAUAGAGGUAGCCGGCACAUGUCACAAUCGCGAGGCAGGAUUCGACUCACAUUACGAGGACGAGAGUUCUCUCGGGCCGCAAGGCUCCAAAGAAGUUCCCAAAGAUGGGUUGUUUUCAUUUGUGGAGGACCGCCUUUCGCCUUAUUCUUACAUGGUUGGGCUCUUAGCUGUCAAUGAGAGGAGUGUUAUUGUUAGCCCUUCACCUUCGACGAGACCACGGGAUCAAAGACCUACUGUUAGAUGAUUCACUAUGGACACACUUGGAGACAUUUGAGUGACUCAGCGACAAGGAAUAGGUGCUCGUCUUCACUGUCUGCAGUGCAUACCACAGUCGACCUCUUCCUAGAACUGUUCCUAUCUCGACCAUAACGUCCCUGUGCUGAGGAUUUUCCCUACACUACACCAAGAUACAAACAAUCAGAAGCGUCAGCCAAAAUGCGUCCUUUCACGUUUGCAACCACUACUCUACUUAUGCUCAGCACCUUCACCGCGUCCCAUGUUAUCUCCGGCGAUUCUACAGAGGGGACUGACGUCGCGAUCUCAAGCACUGUCCCAUUCGAUUCGGUUAUGAAUGACAAGACCAGGUCAAUGUUGGGUGACGCUGCUUUGUUUAUCACGACCGACACUAAACCUACCACUACAGCCAACCAGAAAUCCCCGGCAGAGUCAGUCCUCAGUGUCAGUUCAUCGCUUGCCAACGAGACCACAGUCGCAAAUAUUACUGGUCCAAACGAUCUCAUUACGGAGCUUUCAGCAGCAGACUCCUGCACAUGUGCCAUCCUGCCGGGUUAUGACAAGAUAUGCACUCAAUCCUGCGAAUGUUGUGCAGGCUGGGGAAUAGAAACUUGCUGCUGCUUUCCCCAAUACAACCCUUAUCCGCCGACCGUCGGAGCCGCGAGCGGUUAUUGUUCCUCCGCAUGUUGUGGGAAGUAGUCUAGGAAGGAGGAUUGAAGAUGAGCAUUGCGAACUCGGGGUGGAGGUGAAGAGCUGUUUUCAGGGCGUGAAUGGUCGCCAACUGGCUUCACGGUGGUGACAAAUGAGCGUGACACGGUGCUGCCUUUACUUAAGGCCCUGCGCACCUCGAGUUGUGAUGGACCAUUCCUCGUCUCUCUACCCUCUAUCAUAGGAAGUUUCUCUCGCUGCCGCUGCUGCGAGGUCAACAACAGAGCUUACCAAAAUGAGGUCUCUUGCCUUGACCGUUUCCC